Molecule: messenger RNA, 1212 nt
Organism: Phlebotomus papatasi
Lineage: Eukaryota; Metazoa; Arthropoda; Insecta; Diptera; Psychodidae
Product: 23 kDa integral membrane protein-like
Exons: 5
Coding region: 220-906 (228 amino acids)
Cellular component (GO): membrane
Source: RefSeq, a predicted model, not a curated record
ACGCCUUGAUAAGCCUCAACCGUUCGGUGUAGUCACUUUUAUAAACACAACAUACAACUAAAUUGUUCCAGUUCGAGUGUGACCGUCGCAAGUGGAAUACGUACCAAAGGUUUCUUUUGCUGCGUUCUUUUUUUAUAAACCAAAAAAGUAAUAAUUUCUUCGCGAUAGUUUUUUUUAGUUAUUGCGUACGGGAAAUUUAAUUUAAAAAAAAAUAUCAAAAUGGGUGUUAGUUGUGGAAUGAGCAUUGUUAAAUACGUUUUAUUCAUCUUUAACUUAUUGUGUGCGCUAUGCGGCAUUGCCCUGCUGACAAUAGGUAUAAUUGUCCUGUUGAAGGCUUCGGAACUUGAGAAGCUCUUUGGGGAUUACAAUGCAAUCGCCGCACCUAUUUUGCUCAUUAUCCUGGGCUCGGUUGUGUUCGUAAUAGCAUUCUUUGGCUGUUGCGGCGCCAUCAGGGAGUCUCAUUGCCUAACUAUGACAUACGCUACGUUCUUGCUUAUCCUUAUCAUUGGACAAAUUGUAAUUGCUGCCAUCACUUUUGCCUUCGCUGGAGACAUUGCAACAGCUAUGACUAAAGCCUUUGAGAGGAUAUUCCAUGAGCAAAACCUCGAUGUCAACAGGGAACUCGUCGUUACCGUCCAGAGUCAAUUGGAGUGCUGUGGUCUUGCUGGACCUCAAGAUUGGGGCACUGACGUCCCACCAAGUUGCUGCGCACCCGGUACAGCCAACUGCAACAUUAUAAAUGCUUUCCAAGUUGGCUGUACGUCUGCCCUGGAGGAUUGGGUUGAUAUGUCCAAGCAUAUCAUUGCCUGGGUUGCUCUUGGCGUGGCUGUUAUUCAGCUCGUGGCUCUAAUCUUCGCGUGCUGCCUUGGGAAUCACAUACGGAACGAGCGAAGAAGGUAUGCUUAAAAAAAAUGAGCUUGGAGACACAAAAAAUGCUUUUUCUGAAAAGUAACCUUUUAAGCUCUAUCCUCUUAACUGUUACGAUCCACAAUAAACAUAUAAAACAAAUUACAUUUCUGAUUACACAGCCUAACCAUGAGCUGAAUUAUUCAUGAGACACACACAAACCACAAAAAAAAACCAUCAAGGGGGAUUUCCAAGAGAAAAUUUUCAAAAAAAAUAACCAUACAGCAUCAAGUAACAAGCACAAAUCGUUUUAAAAAAUUGUAUGUACUUCAUAUUUUUAUGUUCAAUAAAUUUUUUAUUAAAUAA